UUUAGGGUUAUCUGUAUAUCUUCUAGAUUGUCAUGGUGCCUAAAGGUUGAAUUUGUUUUUAGUUUUCAUAUUUUUCUUAUUAAUUAAGAAAUAAGCAAUAAUAAUAACAACAAGAUGAAUAGAUUGGUAAUGAACCACUGUCGUUGUAUGAAAAAGUCUUCUCUAUUAUGGGAAACCAGACAAUAUCAAAACAUACCGUAUAUAUCACUGUCAAGGUCACUCUGUUAUUACACCACACAACCACUGAAGUUGCAGCAUGUUAUCAAUCAGACACCAUCGAAUACAACAAUAUAUUCUCCAUUUUAUUUAAGACACUUGUCUACUAGCAAGUGUUAUUUAGAAAAGGAACCAUUGAAACCAUCUUCAAAAGUUGAAACAACAGUAGUAACAAUAAAAAAAGAAAUUGAAGAAAAAGAGAAGCUUCCAAAGAAACAAGAACCGAAAAAGAGUUUAAAAGAAAAAAUUAUGGCCGAACUCAGGCAUUACUACCAUGGUUUCAGAUUAUUAUUUAUAGAAGUGCGCAUUUCAGCGAGUUUGCUCUUUAAGAUACUAAGAGGAAAGUCUUUAACACGAAGAGAACAUAGGUUGUUAGUCACAACAAUUGGAGAUCUUUUCAGAAUGGUACCGUUUAUUGUGUUUAUUGCAGUGCCAUUCUUAGAAUUUGCACUACCACUUUUCAUUAAAUUAUUUCCCAACAUGUUACCAUCUACAUUUGAAAGUACCAGCCAGAAGGAAGCAAAGUUAAAACAACAUUUGAAGGUAAAGCUUGAGAUGGCCAAGUUCUUUCAAGAAACAUUGGAUCAAAUGGCACCCCAAGCUGGAAAUAGACAUUCUGAAUUGGCCAAGGAAUUCUCUUCAUUCUUUACUAAAAUAAGAACAUCUGAUGAUGUAGCAACUAGUGAAGAUAUUAUGAAGUUUUCAAAACUGUUUGAAGACGAAAUAACACUUGAUUCCUUACAACGACCUCAUCUUGUUGCACUGUGUAAAGUAUUAAAUGUGUCAACAAUUGGUACAAGUGCAAUGCUUAGGUUUAAUCUGAGAAUGAAAUUACGUUCUUUAGCCGCAGAUGAUAAUAUGAUAGCUAAAGAAGGUGUUGACAGUUUGAAUUUUAGUGAACUACAACAAGCUUGCAGGGCAAGAGGUAUGCGUGCUUAUGGUGUGUCUGAGGAGCGUUUACGAAAAGAAUUGCGGAAUUGGUUGGACUUAUCACUUAAUGAAAAAGUUCCACCAUCUCUAUUGUUGCUCUCUAGAGCUCUGAUGGUGCCAGAGCAUGUUCCCACAACAUACAAGUUAAAAGCUACAAUUUCAGCUCUACCAGAGCAUGUAGUUAUGCAAACUAAGGCAGCAAUUGGGGAAAAAGAGGGCAAAGUUGACUUCAAGACUAAAAUGGAAGUUAUUCGACUUGAGGAAUUGAGAAUUAAAGAGGAAAACAAAGAAUUAUUGGAAGCAGAGAGGGAAAAGCAAUUGCUUGAAACCAAAAAACAGCAAAAGGAGGAACUUAAGGACAAGGCUCCCAUUCUUCAAGAUAUUAACUCAGUGUUAGUGGAUCCUGCACCAGUUAUUGCCGUUGACACUCCAAAGCCGAAGACAGAUGAGGGAUUAUCCGCCAAGGACAUUGAGGUUAUUGAGGAUGCUUUAGAAAAAUUAGCGGAACAAAAGAAGUCUUUGCUUUUGGAGAAGGAAAGUAUUCAAGAGCUGAAGACUGAACUUUUGGAUUAUAGCGAGGAUGUUAAAGAGAUGGAUGAGAUUGUGAAGAGCAAACAGGCAGAUAUUAAACUUACCAAGGGAGCGAGGAGAUUAUACCGUGCCGUCAACAAUAUGAUAGGUAAAUUGGAUGCGGUUUUAGUGGAGCUUGAUAAUAAGGAAAAGGCUCUCAAAACGACAUUGGAGCAAACGAAAUCCGAACCGCAAAAGGCGAAGGAGCAAUUGAUACAGAUCGAUGAGCUGAUGCAUUCCAUUAAAAGUCUUCAGAAAGUCCCCGAUGAGGCCAAACUUAAGUUGAUACAAGAUGUCCUGGGUAGGCUGGACGACGACUUUGACGGGCAGUUGAAGAUUGAUGAUGUUUUGAAGAUGUUAGAAAUAAUAGGCAACGAGAACGUAAACCUCUCUGAGAAGCAGAUGGCGGAGCUGAUAGAGCUUCUGGAUAAAGAAGAGAUCUUGGAAGUGGAGAGUAAGAUAAAGAAAGCUCUGGAUAAAGCGGCCAUGGCUGCCAAGGAACAGGAUAAGAAAGACGAUGGCGAGGGCAAGAGUCUAUACGACUUAAUCCGUGAAGCGCAUAAACGGCGGGUCAUGAAGAAAAAGCAAGCUUCGGAAGUAGAAGCGCCGAUACCAAAGAGUGACGUCAAGGCAGAAGAAGGAAAGCGACCGGAAAGCCAUUGAUUUGUAAACGCUAGAUGUCGUUGCGAGCGAGAGAAAUAUUGUCAUCUCGUUCAGACGUAGGGCGUGAGAUAUGUGUUCUUACUUAUAUAAACACUGGUAUAGGGGUGCGAGCGAGAGAAGUGGUGUCAUCUCACUCUGAUGUAAGGGUUUGGGAUAUGCGUUCUCGCUAAUACAAAACACACAGGUGUUUUGUAUUAGUCGUACAGACGACCAUGAGAAAUAAUAUAGAUAUGAUUAUUUUGCGGAUUCGCUUGCACAUUGGGCUAAUCAGAGCGAUUAUUACAUACAAAAUAUUUAAAGUAUUUAAAAAUUUAAGACGUUAUUGAAAAUCGCACUGGAUUUUAACUUUUUAUCUGAACCCGUUUGACAGCGACAUCUCGAUAGGAUAAUCAAAUAAUAUUUAAAUACUUAGUACUUAUCUACGUCUGUAGGAUAAUGGUUCGGUUACGAAUCUUUACGUGGAAUGAUCGUAUGUAUUUCAAGUAUUGCGUUCCAAACUUAUUUUAUAUGGUAAGUGCCAAUAGGUGGCGUUGUAAUCAAAAUAUCAUUGGCAAAAGAUAAAAUUUAUAUAAAUGCCAUUGGUGCUUGAAUUUGCUAUGAUAAUUAGCACUCUCUUCCGGUUUGCUUUGUCAAAUUAGGAAGGACUUGUAUCGGAUUGAUAUCUUAUAUUUUUACCUUUUAUAUGUCUUUUCGAUGUAAACUAUGACAAUAAGCAUUUUAUUUAAAUAUAAUCACCAAACUAUUCCGUCACGUACAAAGUUUUUAUUUAUUCUAUGGUUCUGUUUUACCGUUCAGAAAUUUAUUAUUUAUCUGUGAUCACCUUGCUGUAGAUUGCUUUCGUUUAGUAGAUAUUAGCACAAAUUCUACUCUUCAUAUUGUUCAGUAUGACAAAAUGUAUGAAGUUUUAAUACUAAGUUUGUGAUAUAAAAGUAUGUAAAUGCAUUAAUCUUUCAUCGUGGGGCUGGUAAAUUGCAUAUAAUGCAAAUAAAGAAUCUAAACCUGUAAUUUAUUUGUGAAGAGUAUUAUUUAAAGUGUAUUUAUUUUAAAGUAUCUGUGAAGUAAUAAAUUACACAAUAUAAUAGAUGCUGAAAAGCCUUUAAGAUAAUAAAGAUGUCGUAAGAUUA
Molecule: messenger RNA, 3503 nt
Organism: Pieris rapae (cabbage white)
Lineage: Eukaryota; Metazoa; Arthropoda; Insecta; Lepidoptera; Pieridae
Gene: Letm1
Product: mitochondrial proton/calcium exchanger protein
Exons: 7
Coding region: 115-2379 (754 amino acids)
Biological process (GO): intracellular monoatomic cation homeostasis
Cellular component (GO): mitochondrial inner membrane
Molecular function (GO): ribosome binding
Source: RefSeq, a predicted model, not a curated record